This is a messenger RNA of Vicugna pacos (alpaca), 519 nucleotides long. Lineage: Eukaryota; Metazoa; Chordata; Mammalia; Artiodactyla; Camelidae. The record is from RefSeq and is a predicted model, not a curated record.
CCGGCCCGGGCCGGGGCUGAGCCGCGCGGCGUCCUGUGCGUGCCCGCAGACUCGGGGGACCCGGACAAGGAGAGCCCGGGCUGCAAGCGGCGGCGCACCCGCACCAACUUCACGGGCUGGCAGCUGGAGGAGCUGGAGAAGGCGUUCAACGAGAGUCACUACCCCGACGUGUUCAUGCGCGAGGCGCUGGCGCUGCGCCUAGAUCUGGUCGAGUCCCGAGUUCAGGUGUGGUUCCAAAACCGCCGGGCCAAGUGGAGGAAGAAGGAGAACACGAAGAAGGGCCCGGGGCGGCCGGCGCACAAUUCACACCCCACUACGUGCAGUGGCGAGCCAAUGGACCCGGAGGAGAUAGCGCGCAAGGAACUGGAAAAGAUGGAGAAGAAGAAGCGCAAGCACGAGAAGAAGCUGCUUAAGAGCCAGAGCCGCCACCUGCACUCGCCCGGCGGCCUAUCCCUGCACAGCGCGCCCAGCUCCGACAGCGACAGCGGCGGCGGCGGCCUGUCCCCGGAGCCUCCCGAG